This is a messenger RNA of Adineta ricciae, 1032 nucleotides long. The record is from the annotation of a GenBank genome assembly. NCBI's taxonomy places the organism in Eukaryota, Metazoa, Rotifera, Eurotatoria, Adinetida, Adinetidae.
AUGUCCAGUCACUGUCUCGAUGGUGGUCAGCUUAUAUUGAAUCAAACUUUAAAUACAUUUUUUUGUCUAUGCGAUCCAUGUUAUCACGGUAUCAACUGUUCUGAAUUAAUUCCAAGAAAGCAACAAAUACAAUUCGAUGAAAAUCUUCAUGAUUUAAUUAUUUCUUUAAUUAUAUUAUGUUUAUCAUUAUUGAACAAUCCACUCACAAUACACGUGUGUUUAAAAAGUGUACGCAUACGCCGUACAAACAUUGGCGUCUAUCUUAUAAUUUAUUGUGUCAUCUGUAUUAUUGGCACAAUAAUACUAACUAUCGAUCAUUUCAUACAAUAUUUUAAACCAUUUUAUUCGUCAAAUGAUGAAGAACUGUACGAAACACUUCAUUGUCUUCUAGAAAGAAUUGGAGGACAUGUAACAAUCUUUAUUUGUUUAUGGUUAAGUGCAUUGAUUGCAUAUGAACGUGUAUUAAUUAUAUGUUCUACUGUUCGAAUGAAUGCUACUCGAUGGCGAUCAAUUUAUAUAUUAUUAAUUAGUACAUGUUUCAUUCUACCAAGUAGUACAUUAAUGUUAAUCUAUGGAUGUGAAUGGGGUGUAGUGCAUAAAAAUUUUAAAUCUCGUUUUACGUCUGCCUUAGUAUAUACUAUCGGUGGUGUGGCAGGCAUCCUCUAUGUUUUAUCAACAAUACUUCUAUUAAAGAAUUUUACUAAGCGUAUGGCUGAUAUGACAACUGAACCAAAGUCAAAAACAAGAAUAUGUCUAAGAUUCUCAAGAGAUCAUCUAUUUAUACUCAUACCACCGAUAUUCUUCUUUUUUUGUGUCGUUCCAUAUCAAAUAUGGUAUUCAAUAAAUCGUUCGGAACGACCCUACCUACACUGUGGAAUUUCAUUUUUAGAAUAUAUAUUUAAAAUCAUAGUCAGACAAUUACGAUUAUCUCCAACUGCAUUUACUUGGCUUAUAUUUAUCUAUCCAUCGAAAGUCUACAUGACUGAAUUUUAUGGAAGAAGAAAGAAAAGAAAUACCCGCAUGGAGGUGUAA